AUGCGGGUCUAAUUCAUUACAUGUAUUAGUUUAGAUGAAGGAUAAUCUUUGUUAUAAAAAAUUUUGAAAUUUUAACAUAAGUGCGAUUAAUUUGAAUGGAGCAUUAUUAUUGAAUUCUUAAUGGAACAAUUUAAGAAUCCAUUAAUUAAAUAAAUUAAAUGGACAUACUAGUUCAGUCAAUUCUGUCUGUUUUUCUCUCCUGAUGGAAAUACAUUAGCAUAUAGUAGUAGUGAUAAAUCUAUUGGUUUAUGGGAUGUCAAAACAGGAAACUUAAUAGCAAAAUUGAAUGGUCAUACCUCCAUUGUCUACUCACUCUGUUUCUCUCCUGAUGGAUAUAUGCUAGCAUCAUUGUAGUAAUGAUAAUUCUAUCAGUUUAUGGGAUAUAAAGAGUGGAUAAUAGAAAGAGAUAUUAGAUGGUCAUCUUAAUGCUGUCGUGUCAGUAUGUUACUCUCCUGAUGGUGGCACAUUAGCAUCUGGUAGUUUCAAUAAGUCUAAUCGUUUAUGGGAGAUAAAAAUACAGUAAUAAACAGCUGAAUAAAAUCGUCAUGCUAACACUGUCUAGUUAGUCUGUUAUUCUCAUGAGGAAAAUUUACUAGCUUUUGUUAGCGAUGAUAAUUUUGUCCAAUUAUCGGAUGCUAUUACUGGAUAAGAAAUUGAACAAUCUAAAAAAAAUUACAAAGAAAUUUUAGCAAAAUUUGAAAAGCUUCUUUCAUAAAAGAUUUUUCAAGGUAUUAAAUAUUUUAUAGAGAUUAGUUGCCAACUAUUGUAAAAAUCCAUGUUAU
Messenger RNA from Paramecium primaurelia, 782 nucleotides. The record is from the annotation of a GenBank genome assembly. Lineage: Eukaryota; Ciliophora; Oligohymenophorea; Peniculida; Parameciidae.